Messenger RNA from Symsagittifera roscoffensis, 1817 nucleotides. RefSeq names its product RNA-binding protein 39-like. The record is from RefSeq and is a predicted model, not a curated record. Lineage: Eukaryota; Metazoa; Xenacoelomorpha; Acoela; Convolutidae. Gene Ontology annotation, molecular function: RNA binding; U1 snRNP binding. Gene Ontology annotation, biological process: mRNA processing. Gene Ontology annotation, cellular component: nucleus. Bases 22 to 1707 code for a protein of 561 amino acids. The transcript is spliced from 13 exons.
AGAAAUCGUUUGCUGUUCAUCAUGGAUGAUAUGGUGGAAAGUCUUUUGGAAAGUGCGUUCGCCGAGAAGCCUCGCAAACGAUCACGAUCAAAGUCUCCAAGGGGUUCACGUUAUGAGAGAAAUAAUUCGCGUCGGAGAUCGCGUGAAAGAAGUCCCAAGGAUCGCAUCCAUGCUCGUGAGCGCGAUGGCAACCGAGAACGGUCUCAUCGUAAUUAUGGAAUAACACCAUCGUCAUCCAAAUAUUCCCCACCCCCUCGUGACGAUAAAAGCCAGAGAAAAGAGAGAAGUACUAGCAGAGAUCGAAUUCGGAAGGAAAAAGACCACGAAAGACGCAGACGCUCAAGAUCGGGAGAACGGAAACAUGGGGCUGCACCUCCUCAGAAAGAUUUACGCUCAAGAUCGGGAGAACGGAAACAUGGGGCUGCACCUCCUCAGAAAGAUUUACCUGCUCGCGUAAAGGCUCUACAUGAUUCAGGAGAGGACCCUGAAUUUGCCGAACUGCUCUCUCAAGAAGACAAAGAUUCACGUACUGUCUUUUGCAUGCAGCUUUCGCCAGACAUCACAGCUCGGGAUCUACGAGAUUUUUUCAGACAUUGUGGACGGAUAGUGGACGUCCGUAUCAUUGGAGAGCGAAGUCGCCACAAGUCGAGGUCUUCGAAAGGUGUCGCAUACAUAGAGUUCGACAACAUCAACGCAGUUCCAAAGGCUGUAAAUCUGAGCGGACGGAAAAUCUUGGGAAUCCCAAUUGUAGUUCAGCAGAGCCAAGCAGAAAAGAAUAGAAUUUACUGUAACACGAGUCAGACUUUUCACGGGGGCUAUACUCACGGACCUACUAAAGUGAUGGUGAGCAAUCUGCACCCCCAGAUUACUCAGGAGAUGCUGGGGAAAGUGUUCAAACCUUACGGCAGUUUGGAUCACGUCGAGCUGAUGAAAGAUGUUUCGGGUGACAGCAAAGAGUACGGAUUCGUUUUUUUCAACGAGAAAGAGUCGAGUGAAAAAGCGAUUAGUCAGCUGAAUGGCUUCACCCUUGUGGGUCGCAAACUGAGGGUGUCCCUGGUGAAUGACCCCAACCUGCUGGGCACGCCCUCUCUGGACAAUGAAGACAUGGACAGAAGAGGCAUAGAACUGGGACCCACUGGCAGAAUAUCGCUCAUGGCCAAAUUAGCUAAAAGCUGUGGCAUGGACAUCCCUGAUUCGGCCAAAAACAUCCUCUCUGGAGCAAGUCACGUGGUAGCCGGUGGAGCUGUGGACCCCGCCCUGGCCAUGCCCACAGUGCCUACCAACAUCAACCUGGCAUUUCUAGCCCCGAGGUCACCUGGACCGGGAGUGAUUCCUUCGCAGUGUCUCGUGUUGAGCAACAUGUUCGGAUCUGACCUAGUGAUGUCACCAGAGGUCAUUGAUGACAUAACGGAGGAAGUUUUGGUGAUUUUGAAGCCAUACGGAGGUGCACUGCAUGUACAUGUGGACAAAGACUCACCUCAAGGAAAUAUUUUCGUCAAGAGUGUUUCCAUAGCUCAAGGAGAAGCAGCAGUGAACGCACUGCACAAGAAAGAAUUUUCAGGGCGUGAGAUAGAUGCCGCUUUCAUUCAGUUCACAAAUUAUCACAGUGUCUUUCCGCAGUCAGCUAAUGUAAGCAAACCUUUGAAGACCAGAAGAUCCAGAAGCAGUUCUCCCGCUACGAAGAAAUCUCCGAAACAUGAACGGUGACAUCAUCCUUCUACUUUGAAAACUUUUCGUUUGCUCUGAUGUUAAUUUUACUCAUGCUUGUUGCAUAAUGAACAAUCUAAAUAACUUGAUGCGUUUUCAUAAAUAUACGU